This is a messenger RNA of Lactuca virosa, 294 nucleotides long. The record is from the annotation of a GenBank genome assembly. NCBI's taxonomy places the organism in Eukaryota, Viridiplantae, Streptophyta, Magnoliopsida, Asterales, Asteraceae.
AUGACACAUGUUGGGGUUGAUGGCACAUGUGAUGUGUGGGUGAUGGAGGAGUACGGGGUGGCCGAAUCAUGGGUCAAACGCCAUGUCUUUUCACAGUUUGAUGUUGGCGCAUGUCUAUUUGGAUUCACAUCACACAAUGAGUUUCUCAUUGUGGAUGACGGGCACCUUGUCUUGUACAAUCCAAAUACGAAUGAGCAGAUAAUGUUGGAGGAUUAUUGUCCUGAAGAUUAUGAUGUACAAAACAUCAUGGAGUAUGUGGACAGUCUUGUUUGGGUAGCACCUGCCAAAGCAUGA